This is a messenger RNA of Dermatophagoides farinae (American house dust mite), 1106 nucleotides long. RefSeq lists its product as uncharacterized. NCBI's taxonomy places the organism in Eukaryota, Metazoa, Arthropoda, Arachnida, Sarcoptiformes, Pyroglyphidae. The record is from RefSeq and is a predicted model, not a curated record.
AUAGACAUCGUGAUCAUUGUUCAUCAUCAAUGAAAAAUGACCAGAAUUUGAUCCAAUUGAUCAAUUGUUGCCUAUCACUAUACUGGAUAAUGACGACAAUUAUUUUGAUUAUAAUGCCUAUUUAUAUGAUUGAUGGUCAUCAUUUAAUCCAAUCAUCAUCAUCAUCAUCAUCAUCAUCAUCGUUUGUUUUAGUAGAUAAUCAAACAUCUAUGGAAUGUACAUUGGCAAAUUUUCAACAAUGCAUUUCCGGUUUAUGGUCCACUAGCAAUAAUAAUAAUAAUAAUAAUGAUGGUAAUGGUGAUUUAGCAUUUCCAAUAACAUCGGAACAAUUAAAAUUAACAUGUGAAGAUCUGAAAAAACGUGUCCGCUGUUUAGAUAGCCAUUCGGAACGUUGUUUUACACAUGAAAUGAUGCAAGUGUUUGGCCAUAUUGUUACGAAUGCAAAACAAUUUGUACAUGAUCUAUGUGAUGAUAAAAAAGUACAAGCAGAAUAUUUAAUACAUGCAAAAUGUUUUCGUAACAUUUCAUUGGAUGAACAAAAAUGUGCACAUGAAUAUCGUGAUGCUAUUGCAUUGCCACCGAUUCAAUCACAGCCAGUUCAUUCACCACCAUCACAAUAUCGACUAUCGAUUGUCGAUUUAAUCGAUUCAAAUUCAUUGAAACCAAAUCGACUAUAUCGACAAAAACGGCAAUUACAAAUGAAAGAAAUUAUAAUGCGGCGAACAUGUUGUGCCCUACAAGAAUUAGUACUAUGUAAACGACUUCAUGUACGUGAACAAUGUGGUCAAUCGGCAUCGAUAUUUAUGCGUGAUCAUUUACCACGUAUAACAAAUCCAGUAUUGGAACAACAUUGUCAAGCAUAUACAUAUGGACCAGGUACUUGUGAUGAAGCAUUAUAUGGUAUACGUGGUCGUAUUAUAAAUACAGGCAAUGAUGAUGAUGACGAUGGUGAUGAUGAUGGUGAUGGUAAAAAUAAAAAUCAAAAUAAUGCCCAUCAACAACAAACAACAAAAUUUAUUAGACCAUCACAUAAAUCUGAAUCAACUUCUUCCGGUACAACAAUCAUUUUACAAAGACUUAAACAACAACAACAACAACAGCAGCAG